This is a messenger RNA of Penicillium malachiteum, 1188 nucleotides long. RefSeq names its product pepsin-like aspartic protease. Gene Ontology annotation, cellular component: fungal-type vacuole. The record is from RefSeq and is a predicted model, not a curated record. Gene Ontology annotation, molecular function: aspartic-type endopeptidase activity. The transcript has 5 exons. Gene Ontology annotation, biological process: proteolysis. Lineage: Eukaryota; Fungi; Ascomycota; Eurotiomycetes; Eurotiales; Aspergillaceae. The coding region runs from base 1 to 1188 and encodes 395 amino acids.
AUGCUUGGCAGCGUUGGUCUUGUGGCUCUCUCCAUAUUAGCCUUAACAGCCACAGCAGCUCCUCUCGAUACAAGGACUUUACAGACUCACAAUAAUGACUGCCUUUUGUCGAUCUCCACUUACAAAUCCCCUCACACCAUUAGCCUCCGAAAGUGCAGCAUAAAGGGCCCCAAUACUCGCAGUGCCGGUUACCAGUUCAAGGAUCGACAUAACACGGCCAAUGUGACUUCUUUGCUAUCGGGUCAGGAGUAUGCCACCUCCAUCACGUUCGGAAAUCAGACUUUUGAGGUCAUCCUGGAUACUGGAUCUAGCGAUACUUGGGUGCCCCAGUCUGCUUUCAAGUGUUACGAUCUAGAAACUCACAACCGGACAUUGCAGGCAAGCUGCGGGUUUGGGCCGGAACUAUAUAUCCCCAGCAGCACUUUUAAGAAAUUUCCUGGCGAGUUGUUUGAUAUCGGCUACGGUGAUGGUGAAUUUGGCUACGGAUACAUGGGCAACGAGAGUGCUGCCUGGGAGGGUGACAAUAUUACACCUGGUCUUGUUGGUCUGGCUUAUUCUGCUGAGACGACCGCAUACCAUAUUACCAUAUCAAAACAGCAUCGCUAUGACUCUAUCUUCACAAAUAUGUAUAAGCACGACUUGGUGGAUCCAUAUUUCAGUCUAGCUAUCUCUCGCAAUGUAUAUGGUGACUCCGGUUACUUUACACUUGGUGGCCUACCCCCGAUCAAAUUCAACCAUACCUGGACUAUUACCGAUAUUCUAGUCGCUGAUAUCAAGGGAUAUCCAAAGACCUGGGACUUUUACACGAUUUACAUUGACGAUGUGACUGCGAAUGACAAGAAUCACACCAAAGCUGGAGACAAGCGCAGACAGUAUAUAGUUGACUCUGCCAAGAAGAAUGCCGAUGGCACUUACCGUGUUGCCUGUAAUGCCACUCCUCCAACCCACGGUGUUACUAUCAACGGCAACACAUUCACAAUCAACCCACUAGACAUGAUUCUCCCAUACGGCCAAGAUUAUGAUGACAAGGAAAUAUGUUUUACUGAUAUUACCGACGGUGGUGACGAUGUUCAUGAGGACAUCUUUAUUUUGGGUGACACAUUCCUUAAGAAUGUUGUCGCUGUCUUCGAUGUUGGGGCUGUUAAGAUGCGGUUUGCGCCGAAUGUGGAGUACAACUCGAAUCCAUGA